Carya illinoinensis is the source of this 924-nucleotide messenger RNA. Its product is annotated as scopoletin glucosyltransferase-like. Lineage: Eukaryota; Viridiplantae; Streptophyta; Magnoliopsida; Fagales; Juglandaceae. The transcript has a single exon. The coding region runs from base 1 to 924 and encodes 307 amino acids. The record is from RefSeq and is a predicted model, not a curated record.
AUGUAUUCUUCUUUCCCGCUCAACGUCCCUAUAGUUGCGAAAACGAUUGAAAGAACCAAAACUGGCGGCAAUAGCGUCGUCAAGAUUGAUAUCCAAACCAUCGAGUUCCCGGCAGUAGAGGCCGGCCUCCCAGAAGGGUGCGAGACUACUGACUCCAGGACUACCCAUGAAAAGAUGUUCACUUUCAUCAGUUCCCUUAAGAUGCUCCGGCAACCACUCGAGCAGCUACUGCAAAAUCAUGAUCAUCCUCAUUGCAUUGUUGCUGACAUGGUCUUUCCAUGGACAAUUGAUGCUGCCGCUAAAUUUGGUAUCCCAGUGCUUGUUUUUAAUUCAACCAGUUUUUUGUCUGUGUCCGCAGGGGUGAGCAUGCGACAGUACAAGCCUCAAAUGGAAGUUUCAUCUGAUUCUGAACCAUUCGUCAUCCCUAACUUUCCUGGAGAGAUAAAGUUGACAAGGAUGAAACUGUCAACCCCCACUGAUAACAAAUACGGUGAAACAUUCCUUUCCGACCUCAUGAAAGAAGUUGGAGAAUUCGAGGUGAGGAGCUAUGGGAUUAUUUUGAACAGCUUCUACGAGCUCGAGCCAGCUUAUGCAAAUCAUUACACAAAGGUUUGCGGAAGAAAGGCAUGGUAUAUAGGCCCAGUUUCACUCUGCAACAAGGACGCUGAAGACAAAGGUCAGAGGGGAAAAGAACCCUCGAUUGAUAAACAUGAAUGCAUGAAUUGGCUUAACACAAAGCAUAUUAAUUCAGUUGUUUAUAUAUGUUUCGGAAGCUUGUCUAACUUCCUUGAUUUUCAGCUAAUGGAGAUUGCAAUGGGUCUUGAGGCUUCUGGGCAGCAAUUCAUCUGGGUCAUGCCCACUGUGUGCGAAUGGAAUAUGUUAAAUGAAAGGGCGCCCAUGUGGAGUAGACCCCUCCUCUACUGA